This is a messenger RNA of Acomys russatus (golden spiny mouse), 1053 nucleotides long. Its product is annotated as voltage-dependent P/Q-type calcium channel subunit alpha-1A-like. Gene Ontology annotation, cellular component: voltage-gated calcium channel complex; neuronal cell body. Gene Ontology annotation, biological process: chemical synaptic transmission; calcium ion import across plasma membrane. Bases 253 to 687 code for a protein of 144 amino acids. Gene Ontology annotation, molecular function: high voltage-gated calcium channel activity. The record is from RefSeq and is a predicted model, not a curated record. The transcript has a single exon. NCBI's taxonomy places the organism in Eukaryota, Metazoa, Chordata, Mammalia, Rodentia, Muridae.
AGCCGCGCUCCCCGGCUCGGCCGGGCCGUCCCGCUCGUGAGCCCCCCGAGCCAAGGCCGGGCGCCGCCGCCCGAUGGGCUGGGCCGUGGAGCGUCUCCGCAGUCGCAGGUGCAGCCGCCGUCCCCACAGCCCGGCCAGCCUGAGCAGCGGCGGCGGUGGUGGUGGUGGUGGUGGCGGUAGCCGUGGCUUCCGCAGCGUUCGCCGCAGCAACAGCAGCCGCCGCGUAACCCGAGGCCCUUUGCUCUUUGCAGAAUGGCCCGCUUUGGAGACGAGAUGCCGGGCCGCUACGGCGCAGGCGGAGGAGGCUCAGGGCCGGCCGCCGGGGUGGUCGUGGGCGCCGCGGGCGGCCGAGGAGCCGGGGGCAGCCGCCAGGGCGGGCAGCCCGGAGCGCAGAGGAUGUACAAGCAGUCGAUGGCGCAGAGAGCGCGGACCAUGGCCCUCUACAACCCCAUCCCUGUCCGCCAGAACUGCCUCACGGUCAACCGCUCCCUGUUCCUCUUCAGCGAAGACAACGUGGUGAGAAAAUACGCCAAAAAGAUCACGGAAUGGCCAUAUCCUUUGCCCCAGCUCGGGCGGUUGUGCCUCCCCUCCUCCUCCUCUUCCUCCUCUACCUCCUCCUCCCUCUGCAGGGCUGGAAGAGAGACCGGGGGCGCUGAUGGGAGCCUGGGGGGGCUCCUCGGUGGCUAGGGGCUGAAGAUGAGGGCCCAGGAGCUGAGGGAAGCAGCCUCCAGGCCUGCUGGGUUUCAGCUGCAGAGUGAGCCUGCGAGUAGUUAGGAGGCUCAGGGGAGUGAGUGGUUCUUUGCAAAGACCUAAGGUCUGGGUCCUAGGUCGCUCGGGGACAUUGAUAGGGGCUCUUCCUUGGGGUCUGACUUCCGAUGAAGCCCUAGCUGGGCCAAUGCCUGAACCCUUGGAGUUACAGAGCUGAAGAGCCCACAUGUGCCCCACCUCAAUUCCUUCAGAAUAGGACCCCGGAUCUCUCCACCCUGGCCUUCUACCCAAGGUGGGAGCCUCAGGCCUGAGCCCUGGGAUAUAGCAUGUGUGUCGCCUGGCAGC